AGCAAAACUUGAUGAUUCAUGAAAGAGAAGCAUCUUUGCACAUUAGGACCCUUCCAUCACGUUCACAAAAACCCCAUAUUGGUCCUACUACUGCUACUGUCUUCCAGCCCCCAUUUUCAACACACACAAAUAUUGGUAGAAACUAAUCAAAUCAAAUAUUCUCCGCCCUUUUUUGGGCUUCGUCAAUCCCUAAAUAUUUCCUGACAUGCGACCCUUAUUUACAGGUGAAGUCCCAGAUGGGGGAUUGUGAGAUGCUUAGUUGUUGAAUUUCAAGAUGGAUAGGCGGAGUCGGCUGUGGCAAAGGAAAUCAUCAGACAAGAGUUCUGGUGAGACUGAGAGUUCGGGAUCGAUAUCUUCUCAUUCUGAAAGAUUUUCUGAUGAUCAGGUAGCAUUCCCAACUCAUAGCAUUCAGUCUCUGGAAGUCACUUCUAAAGCUCUACGCAGUGAUGAAGAACUUAAUGAAAGUGUUGGGACUUUGAAGGAGAAACUAUCAGCUGCUCUUCUUGACAGUAAUGCCAAAGAUGAAUUGGUAAAGCAGCAUGCUAAAGUUGCAGAAGAAGCUGUCUCAGGCUGGGAGAAGUCUGAAAAUGAAGUGUUGGGCUUAAAACAGCAACUUGAGGCUACAAAUCAGAAAAACUCGGCUCUUAAAGACCGAGUUGGUCAUCUUGAUGGAGCACUGAAAGAAUGCGUGAGGCAGCUUCGACAGGCAAGAGAAGAGCAAGACCGGAAUACUAAUGAGGUUGUUGCUAAGAAAACUCGUGAAUGGGAUAGUUCAAAGUCCAUACUUGAGAGCCAGCUUGCUGAUCUCCAAGCACAACUUCAAGCUGCUAAAACUGAAGCUGCUGCCUCUAUUGGUAAGGAUCUCCGGUUAAAGCUUGAGGCUACUGAAAAAGAGAACUCUGCUCUUAAGCUUAGACUUCGCUCUCGAGUCAAGGAGCUUGAAAUUGCAACUAUAGAGAGGGAUUUGAGCACCCAAGCUGCUGAAGCAGCGAGUAAGCAACAUUUAGAGAGCAUAAAAAAGGUUGUUAAGCUUGAAGCUGAGUGCCGUAGGCUAAACGCCUUGGCACGUAAAGCACUACCAGAUAAUGGUCACAAAUCCUUUUCUACAUCCUCAGUUUAUGUAGAAUCCAUUAUAGAUAGCCAAUCAGAUAGUGGGGAGAGGGUACUGGCAAUUGAGUUGGAUACAGAUAAAGUGAGUGACUUGGAGCCAAGUGAAUGUGAUUCAAGCCAGUCAAAUUCACGUACAUCUGCUCGUAUCACAGAUCCUGAUAAAUUUAAUAAAGAAAAAGGUGUUGGAAAAAAUCUAAUGGUUCCUUCAGUAGAUAUCAAUCUCAUGGAUGAUUUUCUUGAAAUGGAAAGGUUUGCUGCAACGCCAGUUACAAAAAAUAAGAACUGUUACCUUGAGGCAGGACUCAGAUCAAACCAGUGUACUGCUGGAAAAAACCUUCUAGAAACUGAACUUGAAACCAUGAUUCAAAGGACUGCGGAACUGGAGGGGAAGUUAGAGAAGAUGGUGACAGAAAAAGUGGAACUUGAGAUGACUAUGACUGAGUGCGAAAAGGAGAUUCAGACAUUAAAAAGUCAGCUACUGGAGGCUGAUUUGAAGUUGGAAGACCUUCAAACACAGUUGAAUAUUGCAAAUGGAUCAAGGUAUGCUGCAGAUGAAGAAGUAAAGGCCUGUCAAACAAUGAGAGAAGUGGCUGAGUCACAACUAAGAUCCGUUCAAACUGAACUUGACUGCAUGAUUUUAAAAGUCAGUGCACUAGAAGAAGAUGUCUCAAAGGAGCGAGCUUUAUCAGCUGAAAAUGAGGCCAAAUGCCAGAAAGUUGAGAAUGAGCUAUUGAUAAUGAAACAUGAAGCUGAGCUCCAGCGUAUGGCUAGUACUAGUGGUGAUUUGAAGAUACAGCAGGAGAAAGAGCUGGCAUUGGCUGCAAGUAAAUUUGCAGAGUGCCAGAAAACAAUUGCAUCUCUUGGCCAACAGUUGAAAUCACUUGCAACAUUGGAGGACAUCUUAAUGGACUCAGAUACGCCAUCGGACCUCAUUGAUGAAGCUAUGCAUUCAUGACCUGAAUAAUCCAAGGAUGGUAAAAGUCUCGAAAGCAGCAUAUGACUGGUCAGAUGCUUCAACAAUUGGCUGUGACAGAUCGGCAUUCUUUAUCAAUAGCCCAUCACCAUUACCAUCAAAGUUAAAGAAUUGGAGACCUUUUGGGCAGAGGUAAGAGUGGGACUGAAAAACAAUUAUAAUAAGAAACAUUGAAGAAACAAAAAGUUGUCAUUGUAGAUGGAGCAGGUCUGUUUUGUGGUGAUGUCUUUGCCUGUUGAUUCAAUACCCGUGAAUCGACGGUUUGUAUUUACACACGAGGUACUUCUUUCGGGAGCAGCAAUUUUUUUUUUUAUCUUUCCAUUUAAGGGGGGAGGAGUAAUGUAAAUAGGGAGAGCAGUACUAUCAUUGAAAGAAGGUACAGUAUAGUCAUACAUAACAUAUAAGAUAUGUGUUCUUCAGAGUCCCACAUUUCAGGUAUUUGAAGCUCAUAUUGCUUUCGAAUUGUGAGUCUCUUUCACUAAUGUGAUAUAAGUCAUAUAACCAGAAUAAAAAAGACCUUUUUGAUA
Messenger RNA from Rosa rugosa (rugosa rose), 2610 nucleotides. RefSeq names its product filament-like plant protein. Bases 275 to 2065 code for a protein of 596 amino acids. The transcript has 5 exons. The record is from RefSeq and is a predicted model, not a curated record. NCBI's taxonomy places the organism in Eukaryota, Viridiplantae, Streptophyta, Magnoliopsida, Rosales, Rosaceae.